Hermetia illucens (black soldier fly) is the source of this 2670-nucleotide messenger RNA. Its product is annotated as shootin-1. The coding region runs from base 795 to 2531 and encodes 578 amino acids. Lineage: Eukaryota; Metazoa; Arthropoda; Insecta; Diptera; Stratiomyidae. The record is from RefSeq and is a predicted model, not a curated record. The transcript has 8 exons.
CUUGUAUCUGAAGUAGUAACGAUUCGAGUACACACGUAAAGUGGUGUUCGUUGAAUGGUUAUUAUUGAUAUGAUUUUAUCGCUAAUACAACCGAUCGGGGACGACGGCAACGACCCAGCGCUAUAAAACCAACUUGGCUCCCCCAAACUCAUAUGUAUGCAACCAUAUGUGGAACAUUAAGAUUGAGCCAGCUCCACCUUAGCCCAGACCAGUGAGUCGUCGAUCCGAGAUACCAAACGAACUUCCAUCAACCCAGUACGAGUCGAGGCAGCAGUAGUCCAUGAUCAAAUGCGGGUGUGCUUCCUCCGAUCGCGCAUAGUGAGUGAUUCGCGAAUGUGAAGUGAUCUUCCAAGUGAGUCAUACAACCGCGAAAUUGAAUUCCUGGAAGCUCGUGAGCUCAUAGUGCGCCCAGAAAUUCCUCAAUGCACUAUCUGAAACGCUAAUUGAAAUCCGCUGAUCGAUCGGCAAUGCCAGAAAGUAUCUGAGGAAUUCGUGAGGAAAGUGAUCGUGUGCGGGAAAGUGGGUACUGCAUGCGCCAACGGAUCGGGGUGCCCGAGCUGAUCUUCCCUGUACCAGCGAGCGAUGCUAACAACGGUUAUCUUCUGACUGUUAUCUAAUUAUUGCACUUUUCUUAAUUGUAGUUUAGUGAUCAGUGAUCGUGCAGCUUCCAACCGCUUAUCUUACCGCUACGAGCGAGCAACAAUAGAUUGUGUUGUUGUCGUGGGACGCGCGAUACUAGGUGUUUACCAGCGAUCAUUGUCUUCUAUCUGACGCGGCAGGAAAUCUGAUAAAACAUGGAACGUCGUGGGCGGAUUCCUGUUGCGACUUAUAGAACGCCGGAAGGGAAAACUCGAAGCAGAAGUCGCGUACGUGAUCCGAAUUACAACAAAUCCGAUCCGGAGACAGACCUUUUCACAUUGUUAGAAGAUAAUAUUGCACUUAGGGAAGAGAAUGAAUUGUUACAGCAGAAGAAUAAUAAAUUUGAAGAGGAAAAGGAGAAAAUGGAAAAGGAAACCACAACAUUAAAGAAUCGUAUCAAAGAGUUGGAGGGUCAACACGAAAUGCUUAAAUCACAAAUGGUUGAAAUCAAUUUAACACUGAACAAAACCAUUGAAGAGAAAAUGCUCAUCAAAUCGACACAACAACAAAGUGCAGACAAAGUUAAAAAACUCACCAAACAAAUCGAAGAACUGAGAAGCUCACAAUUUGACGUCAGUGAAAUAAUUGCCGCCAACAAGCUCCUGAAGGAAGAAAUCUGCAAAUUAGUACCAGCCGCCAACACAAACGAAUUUGAAAGUCUCAUUGAUACUCAAAAAGAUACAUCCCAUCUCGUCGCCAUUGAAUGUAUACAGAAGCUCAUCGCUGAAUUUACUCAAAACAAAACAAAUUUAAAUAACGUCGAGUUACAUCUCUACGAAGCAAACGAGAAGAUCUCAGAACUCCUGGAAAAUCAAACUCAUCUCGAGGAGGAGAUUGAACAACUUCGAACCGAGAAUACAAAUUUAACCAGAGUCGCGGAACUGAUGACAACGAAUAUGAGGGAAAGCGUUACAACAAGCAAAAAAAUGGAAGAAGCUCUUAUCGAAAUGAAACGACGUAAUGACGAAUUAACGAAAUUCACAUCAGACUCCUUGGAUGGGGGAGCAAGGAAUGGCGAGCCCACGCGAAAAAUCACAACAGCCACAAUAACACCCAUCAAUAAUGCACCAAUAACGCCUACAUCGCCCAAUGUGGAAAUCACCCGAUUGAGGGAGGAAUUAAAUAGGAGAGAGCUUGCCCACGGGGAGAGAAUCGUUGAAAUGAAAAAACUUAUGGAUGCGGCUAUAGAAAACUCUAGCAAUGAAGAGAUUCGUACGUUACGUUUGAAAGUGGAGAUGUUAGAAAAGGACUUAACAGUUGCAUUGGAACGAGCCGAACUUGCUGAGGCGAAGCUAGCCGAAACUGAAAAGAAUCCACAUGCUAGUCUACCGAAUCUAAGUGAUAGGAGUAGGGAUAAUUGUUUAGGAGGGGAUGAAUCCUAUCAAUCAACACGGUCGUUAUAUAACAGCGGCACGACUUUAAAAUCGUCAGUAUCUCUCGUGAUAUCAUCAACAGGAACGACAAUGGAAGCAGCACAAACUGCACCUGCCCUUGCGUGUGCGCCCCCACCACCACCACCGCCACCCCCACCACCGCCACCACCUAUGCCUCAAUUACAUUUCCCCGCCCCGACAAUGAAAAAUUCAAAAGGUGCGCGAGGCCUUAACGACGGUAUCGCUACACAUACCCUUAAAACGGAGGGCAAUGGCAGUGGGGGUGGGGGUAGCAUGAAACGAAAGCAACAAGUUGAGUCAACAGGUCUUGACGCUCUAGUCAAAGAGCUAAAAGAUGGUAACGUGACCCUCCGCCGUGCUCGACGACGAACACAAACGAAUGCUGCCCUCAAGGAACUUUUUGAUGUCCUGGAACAAAGCCGUAAACAAAAUCGUGAUUCAAAAAUUUUCAUAGAAAAUCAUAUGACAGAUAUAAAUUUCCAACAACCGAAUUUUUAAUGAUAUUGUAUUAUCGAAAGGAAUAGCUUAAAAUUUUAAUUCAGUUAUUAACGAGAUAAUGUUAUAAUUAUUAAUAUUUUUUUUUUACAUUUUGUAAAAUAUUAUCAUUUAGGGUUUAAUUAAAACUCGUUCAGAAAUA